This is a messenger RNA of Doryrhamphus excisus (bluestripe pipefish), 1485 nucleotides long. The record is from RefSeq and is a predicted model, not a curated record. NCBI's taxonomy places the organism in Eukaryota, Metazoa, Chordata, Actinopteri, Syngnathiformes, Syngnathidae.
CAUCACAAGAAGAGCCGGUAGAAUGUUGGAAAAAAGGGAGAAGCUUUCGAGAAAAAACGAUUCCAAAUCCUGAGAAUUAAGCACGACCUCCCACACAGGAGCACUGAGCUCUUAUUCAAACAGAAGCCUUCACCCCAAAUCUGAGGCGAUCAAUACGCUGAGUAAUCAUUAAUCAAGAGUGAAAUAUCGUCACUCACUCUCAGCAUGUCCCUGUAUGCAAUUCUCCCAAAAGACGCUAGAGGGAGGUAAACUCUAUUGGAGAAACCUUUUUCUCCACUCUUCUGUUGUUUUUCCGGAAAACAAAAAAAAGACAACCUUUAGUCUUUAGUUCGACACUUUUCUCCACACAAGCAUGUGUGAGGUGGAGGUGAGCGAUGGAAGUGUGCAAGUGGAAGGAUGCGCAUCUCCGCUCUUCUACAGACAAAGUCGACCUUCCUCAGGAGAAACAAAGAUGUCCGUCUUGCUACUUCACGGCAUCCGCUUCUCCUCGCAGAACUGGCUGGACAACGGCACUCUGCACACUUUAGCCAAAGCGGGCUGCCGCGCAGUCGCCAUAGACCUGCCGGGACUCGGACGCUCCGAGUUAGCAAAGGCCCCGGCGAAAGUAGGGGAGCUGGCGCCAGCAUCUUUUCUUGUGGACGUGUGUGAGCAACUUCAGCUCAGCCCCGUGGUGGUCAUCAGCCCCUCGCUCAGCGGGAUGUACUCCCUCCCGUUUCUCAUCCAACACCAGAACCUUCUACGGGCCUACAUCCCUGUCGCACCCAUCUGCACCGACAAGUUCACCCCUGAACAGUACCAAAGUGUGAAGGUGGCGUCACUGAUCGUUUACGGCGACCAGGAUGCUCAGCUGGGGGAGGCGUCGUUUAACAACCUCCGCCAUCUGGCCAAUCACAGUGUGGCUGUGAUGAAAGGGGCGGGGCAUCCCUGCUACCUGGAUGACCCCGACGCUUGGCACAGACUUCUCAUCGACUUCCUCGCCAAACUCUUCAUCUGUACAAAAGAAUGGAGCGACAUUUGGACCUAGCAGAGCCCAAAACAAGAAGGAGCUAAAUUCAUCCUCGCUCACUCGUUCACUCACUCAUUCACUCACGAAAAAAAAAAAAAAAAAAUCAAAUCAACACCAUUUUUGACUUGACAGCUCAAACUUAUCAACAGUGCUGUUUUCCUAUAUUUAUAUUCAUGAUAUAUACGGACUUCACUUGUUCUUUUCUCUAAAUGUUGCUUUUUUUUGUUGUUAACACACUUGUCAAACAUGGUCACAUAGCACCAGACUACACACUACACACAAUCACAUACACGCUGGCGUUCCCAACACAGUGCAGCCAGGGGCUCCCUUCCCUUCUUGUAGGCUCCUCCUAAUCAUCACCCCUCCCUCGCCACCUCCUCAUUGGAAUUUUUUUACUUGCACAUUUUUUUUUUUUUUUUUUACACUUUGAAUUUUGGCAAAAAACUUAACCUGAAGACGUUGCUGUCUCCUGGGGGGGG